This is a messenger RNA of Nannospalax galili (Upper Galilee mountains blind mole rat), 1325 nucleotides long. RefSeq names its product neugrin, neurite outgrowth associated (gene Ngrn). The coding region runs from base 64 to 951 and encodes 295 amino acids. The record is from RefSeq and is a predicted model, not a curated record. The transcript is spliced from 3 exons. NCBI's taxonomy places the organism in Eukaryota, Metazoa, Chordata, Mammalia, Rodentia, Spalacidae. Gene Ontology annotation, cellular component: nucleus.
CACGUGCUCUCCCGCUUCCGGUGCUGUAUCGGAGGUUGCUGUGUAAGGCUGUUGUGCGUCACCAUGGCGGUAGCCCAGAGCUUCUUGUUUGGAGGCCGUGUCCGCACCGCUGUCGCUCGCUGCAGCGGCUUCGCGACUCAGGGGGUGGCGGGCCUGGGACCCGUCGGCCGCGAGCCCGACCCCGAUUCCGACUGGGAGCCUGAGGAGCGUGAGCUGCAGGAGGUGGAGAGCACUCUGAAAAGACAGAAAAAAGCAAUCCGAUUCCAGAAAAUUCGAAGGCAAAUGGAGGCGCCAGGUGCCCCGCCCAGAACCCUAACACGGGAAGCCAUGGAGCAGAUCCGGUAUUUACAUAAGGAGUUAGCAGAGUCCUGGUCUGUUCCCAGAUUGGCAGAAGGCUUUGAUGUCAGCACCGAUGUUAUCCGAAGAGUUUUAAAAAGUAAGUUUGUACCCACUUUGGAACAGAAACUGAAGCAGGAUCAGAAGGUCCUUAAAAAGGCUGGGCUUACCCAAGUGGUCAGGCAGCUUCAGGGCUCUGGAGAUUCCUUGAAGCCACUCACUGCAGGCUACUCUCUAUCUGGCCCUUUGCUGAUGCCAGGGGAUGAAGCCUCAUCUAAAAGUCAAAAUCAGAACAAAGUUUUGAAAGUGGUAGAGUCAAAUACUCCCAGUACAAAUGCACAGAAGAGACAAAAGGGAAAGAAUCAAGGAAUCCAAGGCCGGACAGAGAGCUUGGUGCCUGCUGCUGCAGCCCUGGGUCCUCAGAGAGAGCUCCAGAAAUGUUCCACCAAUGAUUCUGAGGCCACCAGAAGAACUAACAAUGAUAGGUUGCCAUAUGUUGAGAAGCUGGAAGAUUUGAAGGCAGGGGAACAAGAUGACCAGAACUUUAGCAACAAAGUAGUACAGAGGGGGCAAGAGUUCUUGGACAGCAAUGGGAACUUCCUGUACAGAAUUUGAGCCUAGGCCUGGCUUGUGGAGAUGUUCUAUGAGUAGCUGGGCAAAUGUAUUGAAACUUACCAAGAUUUCUGCACAUGGAUUAGCCACUUCAGAAUUAGAAGUGUUGAGCCUGGAAUGUGGGCAGAAGAGCUACUUGGAUAAAUUCAAGCUUCCUGGACUGUUCCCCAUCUGACCCUUGUGGUGAUCCUUGUUACUAGGGCUCUCAGUUGAAAACCAUUGUUAUAUGUGUUGUGUUACUAGUUUCUGUGAUAACUGUGUUUGGGAAAUGAAAAUUUCCUCAUUUCCUUCUUGAUCACUAAACACCCAACAGUUUGUAAGCUGCUUACUCAAUUGGUUUUCCUUAUGUGCAAAAUAAAGUAAAAUAUAGCAGUCUC